UGUAGUAAUCCAAGAUAGACAAUCAGCUUUUGGAUUGUUGCAAUCUGAUCAAUGCUAAUUGGUUACUUUUGGUUCCUGUACUUGGUUUUUUGCCUUACAGUAUAAGCAUUUACUGUAUGUCUAAUGCAGGGGUGGAUUGACCAUUCGGAAACUUGGGCACUGCCCGAGGGCCCGGGGUCAGUAGGGGGCCCCAUGAGAUGCCCCUGGUACCUUUUUCAUAGGCUUUUUUCAGUUUGGGCAAAGACACAGGGGCCCCAUGAUCCCCUAUUGCCCGGGGGCCCCAUGAGUUGUCAGUUCGCCCCUGGC
Messenger RNA from Staurois parvus, 306 nucleotides. The record is from the annotation of a GenBank genome assembly. Lineage: Eukaryota; Metazoa; Chordata; Amphibia; Anura; Ranidae.